Messenger RNA from Yamadazyma tenuis ATCC 10573, 1759 nucleotides. Its product is annotated as N-acetylphosphatidylethanolamine-hydrolyzing phospholipase D. Gene Ontology annotation, molecular function: N-acylphosphatidylethanolamine-specific phospholipase D activity; zinc ion binding. Gene Ontology annotation, cellular component: cytoplasm; membrane-bounded organelle. Gene Ontology annotation, biological process: N-acylphosphatidylethanolamine metabolic process; N-acylethanolamine metabolic process. Lineage: Eukaryota; Fungi; Ascomycota; Pichiomycetes; Serinales; Debaryomycetaceae. The record is from RefSeq and is a predicted model, not a curated record.
ACCAAUUGAUAUGUGGAGACUGGUAUUCCAACACAAAGGCGCCCGGAUAUCGGCAGGCUUGUUAGGCUUCUACGCGGGGUCUGAGGUGUACCUCUAUUUCCAAACCCAGCUGCUCAUCAAGGCUCGUCAGCAUGUUUCCGCCGCAAUGGCUAAUCCAGAUGACAUAGACAUCACCAAGUUCAAAUCCGCCACGGUUGCAGGGAUGUUUGUAAACCCAUUCGAAGAAUACCGACCACAAACAGGGUUUGAGUUCAUGUGUGUGCGGGUGCUUGAACUAGUCGAAAGCUUUUAUGGUAACCGAAUCGAAUUGCACGAACACCUUCCCAACCAUCAAACCACAGAAGACUAUCUUAAAGUCCACAAACCCGACUUGGAAAUCUUCAGGAAAAACUCCCAAAUCAUCCAUCAGUGUGCUACCACAAAUAAUUAUUCUCAAUUGUACAAGAAAACUAGACGAUGGUUCUCGUCAGCCCGAUUACCUCCACUCAGUAACCAGCUUCUAUUUACAUGGCUAGGACAAUCAUGUUCCUUGAUCCAGAUCUCAGGAAUUAAUAUUCUCACAGAUCCCAUUCUCAGUGACUACCUCAUCAUGCCUCAUGUUGGCCCCAAGAGGUUGAACAAGUCGCCUAUGACGUUUGAAGAUAUUCAAUUCGCUACCAACAAUAAACUCGACUUCAUUAUGGUAUCUCACGACCACCCAGACCAUUUGGAAAAUGAUUUGAUAGCAAAGUUUGGGAAUUCAUCCACUUGGAUCGUGCCAGUCGGACUCCGCAAAAGCCUUGCCAGAAAGGGGGUUUUCAAUGUGAUUGAAAUGGACUGGUGGGACCUGGUAUCGCUAAAUGAGUACAUGGACGGUAACUUGAAAGAUAUAUAUGAGGUGGUGUGUGUACCUUCCAUGCACUGGAGUGGUCGUUACAUUGUCGAUGCCAACUUUUCCCUUUGGUGCUCGUACAUCUUGAGAAAAAAUGGCAAGUCUAUCUUAUACCAUGCUGGAGAUACUGGAUAUCUGAAGCAGUUGUUCGAUAUAAUCGGCAAGAAGUAUGGACCGAUAAGCUUUUCCCUCCUUCCCAUAGGCCAGUACUGUCCUUCGUGGCACCAGAAACCACGGCACAUCUCUCCCGAAGAGUGUAUUCAAAUUUGUCAGCAAACACACUCAAAGUACAUGAUGGGAGUCCAUUGGGGCACUUUUAAAUUAAGUAGCGAGCCCAUAUUAGAGCCCAAGAACCUACUCACCAAGUUAAGUUCCCAGUUACACAAGCUUGAAUACUAUCGGACUCCCGAGUUUGGCUUGACUUAUUUGUUUGACAUCGAACACGACGUUGAGUAUAAAUUACACUAGAAAUAAAACUUCUAUAUACAUUGGGGAUAUUAAUUUGACGACUGGAUGAUCUCAGUUGUUGCUGAUGGAAGCAAUCUUUUGUCUUUGACUCAACAUCAUGGCUUUCUGGUAAGCUUGGAAAUCGGAGUCUGAUCUGAUCACAGAACCAAUUGACAUGAAUAAUCCAAAGGUUCCCACACUCCCCAUGAUAUAUUGUCCCAAAGUUCUCAUUACUCCAUUUGGACCUGGUCCGUUCUGCAAAAUGGAGAAUCCACCAAAUAAUACACCUACACAUACUCCGACGGUGGAUCCCAUCAUCGCACCCAUCUUGAACUUAUCGAAGUUGGAAGGUUGGUGUUGCACGUAUCUUUGUUGUUGGAUUGGUGGCAUUUUCAAGUAGAUAUCGAUGUGUAGAAACCUAUUCAAAUUUUUUUUUCAUGA